CUUCCGGUUUGUAGGUCAUGUGACCAAAUUGAAGCGGCGUGACAUGAGAUGUAAAUAAAACGUAUUUAUGUGUCUGCCACAUCAUGUAUCUAUCAAGCUGCUGAGCUAAUACCUUUUCUCCUGACCAUGGAUCCUGGGCAGCAGCUGCCUCCAUCUGAUGCCACCUCCCAGGUCAUUCCAGAAUACUUUCCAUGGGAUCUUCGAUUUCAACUUAUUGGACUCGGUUUUUCCUUUUAUGCAUCAGUCUUCCUCCUCACUCACCUCCUAUCGUCAUCACUGUCCCAUACGUACAGCUCCUUGCAAGCUAAAGAAAAAGUUUUCUGGAACCUUGCAGCUACCCGUGCAGUGUUUGGCAUCCAGAGUUCAGUAGCUGGUCUCAGAGCACUUACCCAGGACUGUGGGUUGAGCCGAGACAUAGUGAGGGGGCAGGAGGAGUGGUCGUGGUUCAAUAUCCUCACAGCCACAGGGUUCUUUGCCUUUGAGAAUGCAGCAUUUCACACCUACAGUUUGGUUUUUCGGUCACUUGACCUCACCCUGGCAACGCACCAUUUGUUUGCCCUGGCUGGAUAUGGAGGGGCUUCGAUGUCAGAUUCCAUGGGCCACUUUGUGCCAAUGGCAGUGCUACUGCUGGAGAUGAGCACACCAUUCACCUGCAUAUCAUGGAUGCUUCUGAAGGCCGGAUUGGCCAGCAGUCUGUUUUGGAAAGCCAACCAAUGGGUGAUGAUCCACAUGUUCCAUUGUCGCAUGGUCCUCACCUACUACCUUUGGUGGUUAAGCUUUAACCACUGGAGAGAGAUCAACAACCACUUCCCCCUGGCCUUACGCCUCAUCUUCUUCAUCGGCCUGGUUCUGCUCACCAUCAUCAUGAAUCCAUUUUGGACCUACAAGAAGACCAUGCAGCUGUUCAACCCUGUCGACUGGAACUUUGGCAAUAAGCCGGUACCUGGAAACAACCCCAAAGGGGAAGAGGCUGAUGUUGCUGUCAAACCCCAUGCAAGCUGAGGAGAAACAGGGAAGUUGGUUACUGCAUUUUAUAACAGGCUCCUUUAUAUUUUAAGAUGAUUUAUGCAUUUUUGAAAAGACUACCCAAAUCUAUCUACCUUUAUUUGAUGGUAAAGGACACUCAACAUGGACUUUAAAAUACAGUGGGAGGAAAAAGUAUGUAAACCCUAUGGAAUUUAUUAAAAAUUCUGCAUAGAUUGCUCAUAAAAUGUGGUCUCAUCAUCUAAAUCACAAGAAUAAACAAACAGUCUGCUUAGACUAAUACCACAAUUAUGUUUUCAUGUUUUUAUUGAAAAUAACAUAAGCAUUCACAGAGCAGGAAAGAAAAUGUAAGUGAACCCAGUUAAUAAAUCCAAUCCCUCCUUUGGCAGCAAUAAACUCAACCAAAUGUUUCCUGUAGUUGCAGAUCAAUGAUCGGGAUGAAUUGUUUUACAAAUUUGUUGCAGUUCAGCAGGAUUCCUGUGUCGUCUGGUGUGAAUAGCUCUCUUGAGGAAUAUUGCUGAACUGCAAUAGUUCUAUAAAGAGGAAUGAUCCAGAAUGAACAUAAUGGUUGUGUACGUCUGAUCUGUAACUACAGGAAAUGUUUGGUUGAGGUUAUUGCUGCCAAAGGAAGGUUAACCAUUUAAUAAAUCCAAGGGGUUCACCUAAUUUCUCCUCCCUGUCCUGUGAAUGUUUGUUAUUUUCAAUAAAACUAUGAAAACAUAUACAGUGGACCCCCGCUAUUCGCAGGGGAUAGGGACCGGGCCGGCCUGCGAAUAGCGCAAAUCCACGGCUAAUUGACGGCCAUUAUAAUUGCAUUGCAUUGUUUUUUUUGUUUUUUUUUUAACCCCAAAUAAUUAUUGAAUAAGCGGGUAUAAACUGCUAGUAAAUCUGCGGUGAGUCCGCAGGUGUCCACUGUAAUUGUUUGUGCAGUAUUAGUUUAAGAAGAUUCUGUUUGUCUUUCUUGUUAUUUAGGUGAAAAUCAGACCACAUUUUCUGAGCAAAUUAUGCAGAAAAUUCCUCUUUCUAAGUGUUCAUGUGCUUUUUCCUCCCACUGUAAUUCAUGUUGUUGCACACAUUUGUUAGUUGACAGAAAAUGUUGAUCUAAAAUACAAGUGUGAGGAUCUAGUUGACAAGAAAAUAUGAAAGAGUCUUUUAAUUUUUUAAGUGCACAGAGAACCUGUUAACUGCUACAGUGGACCUCCGCUAAUCAAAGCCUGCGGCGGCCGCCACCGUAGACCGCUAUAAGUCGCCACUCUGCGGACCUCAUCAAUAAAAACUAGUGAGCCCAUUCCAGAAGCAGCCAAGCAAGCCCAAGCCAUGACAUUACCUCCACCAAGGUUCACAGAUGUGCUUGUGUGUUUUGGAUCAUAAGCAGAUCCUUUCUUUCUCCAUACUUUGGCCUUUCCAUCACUUUGGUAGAGGUUAAUCUUGGUCUCAUCAGUCCAUAAAACUUUGUUCCAAACCAUUUGUGGCUCAUGUCUGUACUUCUUUGCAAAAUCCAAUCUAACCUUCUGAUUCUUUUUGCUGACGAGUGGUCUGCAUCUUGUGGUAUGGCCUGUAUAUUUACUCUCUUCCUCGAACAGAUAACUUCACCCCUGCCCUGUGGAGAUUGGCAGUGUUGUCACUGAUUGUUGUCUUUGAGUGUUUGUUCACAGCUCUCACAAUGUUUCUGUCAUCAAUUGCUGAUACCCUUGGCCGAUCUGUUCCAUGUCUGUUGCUCAGUACACCAGUAGUUUCUUUCUUUUUCAGGACAUUCCAAAUUCUUGUUUUGGCUAUGCCGAGUGUUUGUCUAAUAGCUCUGAUUGAUUUUCCCUCUUCUCUCAGCUUCAAAAUGGUUUGCUUUUCUCCCAUAGACAGCUCUCUGGUCUUCAUGUUUGCUUAAGACCAAAUGCAGUUUUCACAGUGGAAACCCGAAGCCAAAAACAAGGACUAGCUAAGACAGUCUUGUAAGAUGACAAGUGCUCUCCGUACAGUCAGGUUAACAGUGUGUGUGAAGCACCACGUCCACAGCAUUAGCAAUGUUUUCACUUUGCUGAUUCAGCCUUUCAUUUACUUUAGCCGUGUUUCUUCCUCUCCUCACGUAGCUGAACUAGCAUAAGUAGCCGAGUCAGUCGCCACAGGUUUGAUCACUGCGCUCACUGGAAAAAGUAGUCCCAUGACACCCAGUUGGAGGAGGCUUGAUGAAGAAAUGUCUUCAAUAUAGGCUUUCGUGUUAUAGAAUUUACUUAAAAUAGUAGUAAUAAUAUGAAUUACAAAAAGUUUAGUUGCACUGUGAAAGCAUAUGACUGUAAGGGGAAUGACACUACACAGCCUGGGAGUGGAAAGGUUCGUGUUGCGGUUCUGCCAUUUCAAAUACUGCACAGGAUUGUGUAAAGCAGGGGUGCCCAAACCUUUUGGCUCAGGGGCCACAUUGCCGUAAAAAAAUUGUCAUGCGGGCCAGCAUGAAUUUUACAUGCUACCGACGAGGGGAAUGCUUUUUGUAUUUUUAUUUUACUGUUUUACUAUGCUGUCUGCUGCUAGGUAGAUCUUAUAACUGCCUGACCUGGAUAAAUGAAGGUUAAAAUAAAAAUUAAUGAAAUGCAAAAUAAAGUAUUUUUAUGAAAUUUGA
Molecule: messenger RNA, 3592 nt
Organism: Phycodurus eques (leafy seadragon)
Lineage: Eukaryota; Metazoa; Chordata; Actinopteri; Syngnathiformes; Syngnathidae
Gene: cln8
Product: CLN8 transmembrane ER and ERGIC protein
Exons: 3
Coding region: 127-1002 (291 amino acids)
Biological process (GO): lipid homeostasis
Cellular component (GO): endoplasmic reticulum; membrane
Source: RefSeq, a predicted model, not a curated record